GCGAGCUCCCGUUUAUUAACCCAUCGUCCUCGUCGUCUCCCACAGCGGCCAGCACCCUCCACCGUCAUCGCCCACAGCUUGCCCCGCACAGCCGCAAAGCACAGACGACGGAGUGAAACGCACGCGAGCCUCGAGGCAACCGGAAGGACUAUUUGUGGACGUGCUUAGGGCUCGUGGCCUUGCACGCCUCGCUCGAGCGGUGUGCUGAACGCACACGCCCACAACCAUCUUCCCUUUUCGUUCUUUACCUUUUUCCUACCUAUAGCCGUCCCUUGCUUUCUCCCGACCGACCACAUCCCCGCCACACCUCCCGUCGUCGUCGACGCCGUUGCCGCCCGCUCGACCCUGACCGAUUUGUAUGCAAACCCCCGUCGCGUUACAGAAGCAACAGCCCCUUUCAGCUCGUUCCGCGAAGCAUACCCGCUUUCGCACCGUUGCCAGUAUCCGCACCGUUCUUCGCGACUCGGACAACCAGCUCAUCUCUGUCAACGACCGUGCUCCUCCACCGUCGCCAAUAAGGAGGAGCAUUGAUCUCGUCAACAGCUACCGGAGGCCACAUCGGAAAGCAAGGACCGCCGUCGCAGACGCAUCUUUCUUUGAUCCCAUCUCCACCGUAUUCGUAGACCACGAUUCGCCCAAUACCCCGACGACACCUACCACCACCACCACCGAGUCCUCUGUAACCCCGACGACCACCACCACCAAGAUGCCGACCUCGAGCAAGCCCUCCGCGGAGACGCCAAGUAGAAGGCUGCAGACGCGUCGUCCCUUGCUCCGGAUGGAUGCACAGGACGGCCCCUGGACCAUCAGCGCCGCUGAGAAUCCACACGACCCGUCUUCCUAUAGUCUCUAUGUGAAAACUCCCACCCACAACCUGACCCUCACCCGCAAAUCUCAAGAAGUCGUCGACCUUCACCACAAGCUCCACGAAGCCCACCCGAGCAUCAAACUCCCCGAGCUUCCCAUCGACCCAAACAACCUCCCCCAGCCGACCAAGAAGAAAUCCGCUUUCCUCAACACCCUCUCCCGCCUCGCAACUCCCUCCAAAGGUGCUCACUCUCGAAACCCUUCCCGCGCCCCCUCCAUCACCAGCCAAAGCACCACUCCAUCACGUCAUUUCCCUCCCUCGGGUCUCCCGACUCCCGUCAUCUCGCCAAGCAAAGAGCGGAACGACCCCUUUUCUGCCUUCAAUGGCAACGGAACCACCACCGCCGACUCGAGCCUUCUCACCACCCCGACGGCUACGACGAACCCGACCGUGACCGGCCUCGCGGCGUACUUGACGACGAUCUCCAACGACCAACUUCUGAGACAGACACGCGCCUGGAAACGCUUCGUUCGCGUCCGGACGGACGAUCUCGAGAGCGUCAGGGUCGAGCGGGCGAUCAAGCGCGUUAGGUCGGAUUUGGCGGCACAUGUGACCUCGCCGAGCGCGGUGGAUCUGAGACGGGGCGCGUCGGAGUCGGGGAGGGAUAGUGACGAGUUCAGUAUGGUGGAUGAUGAUCGGAGAAGUGUGAAAGAGGUGUCGCUGGAUGAAGAGCAGGAAGAGGGUCAGGAUGCUGGGGGAGAGUUCGACGAACGACCGGAGACGCCUCGGUCGCCGAGACCACGGCCUGUUGAGAGUGAGUCGGUUGCCGUCGCCGAGGACGAGGACACGAAUGCGCCUAGCACGCCGGUCGCGACCGACUCGCAUAUCAGUCGUAUUCCACGCUCUCAGUCCGCCGACCCGGAUAAGGCGGCGCUUUUGUCGCGCGUGUUUAAAGCGUCGCUCUCUCCAUCGGACGCCAAUGACACCACAGGCACGUCCACCCAGACCGAAGAUGAUUCGUCCAUCAGCACCUCGCACGAGCAGCGACGCGCAGCCAGGAAGAAACGCUCCAAGUCCGUCGACCCGAAUCGCGAGCUGAAGAAGAUCAAGUCGCAACGGAAGGUCCAGGUCAGCGAUUUCGAGAUGAUGAGGGUGUUGGGCAAGGGAUGUGCGGGCAAGGUGCUGUUAGUGCGGCAUAAGAGCUCGGCGGACUUGUAUGCUCUGAAGGCGAUCACGAAGAGGCAUGUUCUGGCGCACCAGGAGCUGCAGCAUACGUUGACGGAGCAGGCGGUGUUGAAGAGGAUGGCGGCGGGGAAUUCGGACCCGUUUGUCGUCAAGCUUUGGUGGAGUUUCCAUGAUAAAGAGAAUCUGUUCCUAGUUAUGGAUUUCCACCCCGGAGGAGAUCUCGCCACACAGCUCGCCCGUUGGGGUCGUCUAGGCCGUGACCGAGCCCGCUUCUACGCUGCCGAGAUCGUGGAGGGCGUCGAGGGCCUGCACAACGCCGGUGUCAUCUAUCGCGAUCUCAAGCCUGAAAACAUCCUCAUCGCGGCCGACGGCCACAUCGUGCUCACCGACUUUGGAUUGUCGAAGGAGUUCCCACGACGGACGUCCGCUAUCACUGCGCCGUCUACUCCCAAUGGCCAGAGGACGAACUUCGAGUUGGCGUUCCCGACUGCAGGAAGUGGCGCGGUGGUCAGGGGACAGGACCAGACUACCACGUUCUGUGGGACGGCGGAGUAUUUGGCGCCGGAGGUGAUCCAGGGCUUGCCUUACAGUUAUGAGGUCGAUUGGUGGAGUUUUGGGACGAUGCUCUAUGAGAUGUUGACUGGCAUCACACCGUUCUGGGCGGAUAAUCACUCGGAUAUGUAUGUGAGGGUCUUGCAGGACGAGUUGACCUUCCCCGAGGACAGGGCGAUGGACCAGGACACGAAGAGUUUGAUUCGCGGCCUACUGCAACGCAAUCCCGCAUUGAGGUUGAGCGAGCCUCGCAUCAAGAAGCAUCCUUAUUUCUCGAUGAUAGAUUGGACUCAUGUAUAUCAUAAACGUUAUAUACCCCCGUAUAUCCCUCCCAUUGACCCCUCCAACGCAAGCGAUACCCAAAACUUCGACGAGACCUUCCUCGAUAUGGAACCCGUCAUCAACGACGAGAAUGACCUCGCCGAUGGGAACGGGACUGAUCAAGGUGGCGACGCGACAGAUACCGAUCGUACAGAUGGCGAAGAGUCUGUCAAUACGCCUUCGCAGUCGAGGAGCUCGUCCGUACAUCCGGUUGUCGGCGAUGAGGAAAGCGAGACGGUCGAUGUCUUCGACGGGUAUUCGUUCAAAGGGAGACAUAGUGUCAUUCUGGACGAUGAGGAGGAGGAAGAAGAAGAGGACGAGGAGGAUGAGCAGGCAGAGGAUGAGAUGGACGAAGAGGCGGAAGGCGCAUUGAAUGAGUUGAACGGGGAGAUGUCUAUCGAAAAUGGGAUCGUGGAGGAAGAACGCGCCGAGGCUCAAGAGGAGCGGACUCCCGAACCCAAGACUCCAGAGGCGAAGAAGACGGAUCUUCCGGAGACGCCCACGGAGACGACACAACCCGAGCUGGAGACACCCACCAGCGAGGUCCCACCAGCCAUUCCUCCCAAAACUCCAGUCAAAGAGGCACUUCGCCGUUCUGGAGAACAACUCAGCGUGGCCACCGCGCCUUCGACUCCCCCCAAGAAACCUGCGACCACCAAACCCGAAGUCGCCGCUACUACUGCUGCCGCAGCAACGUCCGCCAAUCCCGCAGAGGUUCAUCGCAAGGAGCCCAAGACCGUUGUGGCGCCCUCGAAACAAUCUACGAAGCCGAAGACGAUCAAGGAUGCGCUUCAUGGGCGUCCACCACGGAGCAGGAGGGAGAAGUCCGGUAUACCUGCGCUGGAUCGGUACCUCCCCGAUGCGUUCGAGGAAGACGAGGCUGCGACGGAGAGGGACGAGGACGAGGAGGACGACUGGGACUUCAUCGAGGCCGAUGGCGGAGCUGAGGAGCGGAACGGACCGAAAGGGACGAGCUUGUUCGCGAGGGGCGUCGUGGACCGUUAUAAGCUUUCCGUGUUCAGGAAGGGAUCCACCCCGAAUAGGUCCGUCUCUGGCAUGUCGAAUAUGUCUGAGAUCAGCGGGUACACCGCGUCGACGCCUGGCUCGCCGAGUCCUUCGGAGAAGAAACAGGCGGAGAAGGAGAGGAGGGGGAGGACGCCGGCGUUGAACUUUAGGAGGAAUACGAGACAGUUCUUGAGGCCGAAGUCACCGCCUUCGUCGAGAUCGUCCAAGUCGAACGUGACAUCCACGCCGACUUCGUCCAAGUCGAACGCGACGUCCACGCCGACUACGACCACGACUACGCCGAUUCAUAGUACCUAUGCAAGUUCGAGCACCACGAAGACGAAACAGAGGUCGUUGAAUCAUUCGGCUUCGGCGACGCUCAUGUCGGCUUCUACGUCGGGCGCCUCGUCGACUUAUCCUGCGACGAUGUCGACGGCGACGAGUGCGCAUUCGAACGCUACGGCUGGGAUGUCGCCCUCGUUGAAGUCGAAGGAAUCGGCGGUGUCGAUGUCGGUGGGCAGCCCUGGGUCGUCGGACGUGUCCACGAACGAGGAGAGGCUGCAGGGUGUGCACGAGGACAAUCACGAAGGAGAGCACGAAGGAGGAGAUGUGCACGAGACCGUGAAGGUGCCGAAUGAGAAGCAGAAGGACAAGAAGCUGAAGAAGUACAAGGAAGGGGUGGAGAAGGUCGUCUCUCUGUUCGCUUCGUCGCCCAAGCAGCAGAAUUCGUGA
Messenger RNA from Stereum hirsutum FP-91666 SS1, 4603 nucleotides. RefSeq lists its product as uncharacterized. Gene Ontology annotation, molecular function: ATP binding; protein serine/threonine kinase activity. Lineage: Eukaryota; Fungi; Basidiomycota; Agaricomycetes; Russulales; Stereaceae. The record is from RefSeq and is a predicted model, not a curated record. The coding region runs from base 359 to 4603 and encodes 1414 amino acids. The transcript has 7 exons. Gene Ontology annotation, biological process: protein phosphorylation.